Chara braunii is the source of this 3929-nucleotide messenger RNA. NCBI's taxonomy places the organism in Eukaryota, Viridiplantae, Streptophyta, Charophyceae, Charales, Characeae. The record is from the annotation of a GenBank genome assembly.
GCUAGGGGCGGACCGCUUCGGUGAACCCAUCGGCGAGCGAGCACGAUGCCGCAAAGUCAAUCUCGGGUGUUUGAGGAUGGGGGGCAGGACGAGAAUCUGAAGGCGCAGAAGAAGUGCUGUUUGUACAAGUACAUCCGCGUGGGACAGAGUCUCGGCGAGAGAUUCCGCGGCAAUCGCAUGUUGAAGUGCAUUUUCUGCGGCCACGAGUUUCAGGGCAACGAGUUCGUGGCAGCGCGCCAUUUCCGCCAGGGCAAGGGAUGUCCGGAAGUGACAGACGAGGCACUUGUCGACAUCCACUAUAACAGGGGGGAGGGAGAGACGAGGGACGCGGGGGAGCAGAUCAAUGUGGACGACGACGACGAGGAGGUUGCACGGGCGGGGUCGUCAAGGAGGGAGCGAGGGAAGGGCGUUGUCAGCGAGCCGGGGGGGCAGCAUGGCCAGUACUUUGCGUCGGCGCACGUGUCGGUUCGUGCACGGGCAGGUGCGGAUACGCCUGAGGCAAGUGCGUCUGCGGGGAAGAGGAAGGAGAGAGAGGAGGGGGACAGACCGACGGCAGCAGCCGCAACACAGAAGAGGAUGAGACAGAACACGAUCACGGAGUCGUUCACUUCAAAGUGGCAGAUGAAGUUCAAGAAGAAGUGGCUACGGUUUGUGUACAGUCAGCGCCUGGCGUUCAACGUCUUCCGAAGCGAGCCAUGGUUGGACGUCGUCCAACACUUCAGGGACUUGCCGGGGCCAGUGAAGGUGUUGUGGCCUUCAGAGAAUGAGAUCGCGGACAUAGAGACCAUUGUCCACACGGCGGACGAUGUGGGAGCUGAUCUCGCGGAGGUCAGGGCUCCUUUCUAUGUCACGGGGGCCACCAUUAUGUCAGACGGAAGGAAGUCACGCGAUGCUAGACCCAUCGUUAACUUCCUUGCCGGCGGGUCGCGUGGGGUGAUGCUCGUCCGGACAAUGAACAGGGAGGGUGAGCGGGAUCGGGCGCCUGAUGUGUUGGCGCGGUGGAUGAAGGUGUUCGAUGACUUCCCCCCUAAGUGGGUGAACGCCAUCUGCACCGACUCCGCCUCGGCGUACGUCGCCGCGGCGAACAUGCUCCAGGGGCCCCAGCAGAGGCCGGAGCAUCGACGGAUCACGUGGCUCCCAUGCGCAGUGCAUGUCUACAACAAGACGUUGUCAGACAUUGGUUGUUUGGGCCCGUGGUCCAAGGACAUCAUCGUGAGGGGGAGAGCGGUAGCUCGAUGCGCUCACAUGCUGGAGCCGGCGCACGCCGCUGCUCACCUCCUCUGUCCCAGCCGGCGGGACUUGCGGUACUUCGAGGGCGUGGUCAGCGACUACGACGCGAGCUUGGUGAGGGAGGCGGAAACUUACAUCUUGUCGCAGACAGGGUUCAGUGUGGCGAGCCGCGACUACGAGACCGCAUGUGCACAGUUGCGCGACUUCCACACACGGAGGGGGACGAUUGCUUGGGGGGGGAGAGACAGAGACAGAGAUGCACAGAGGUGCAGGGGCGAUGCGAAGACGUACGAGUCCGGGUGUUGGUGGUCGAGGUAUGUGCAGUGCGCCCCGCAGUUGCAGGUUAUCGCUCUUUGUGUGAUGUACAUGUGGACGUGCUCCUCUCCUGCGGAGAGGAAUUGGGUCGUCCACGAGGGUGUACAGACGAAGAAGCGUAACCGGCUUGAGUUCGAGAAGGUCGCGAAGUUGGUUGAGAUCUCAGCCAACUCUGGGGGUCGUCAUGGGAGCCCUUUAGAGCGUCCGAGGCCCACGUCCACCGUUUUGCUUCCCGCUGAGCGGAAGACAGAUCCUGGGUCUGCACCUUCGAGGGGGGCAGAGUCGGGGAUUGGCCAUCAUCCUCUGGGUCGCUCUGGCACGACAUCAUCCACCGCUUUUCCCACUUCGACGGAGCAGCUUCAUCGACAGCCAGCCGUUGCAGAUCGAUUGCAGAGAUUGGUGAGGGGCCCGAGACAGCGAUUGGAGGACAGAUUGGAGGGUGGUCCUGUGCCGGUGCAGGGUGAUGACGGAGACAGACAGGGGUUGGUUGGUGGAGAUGGUGGUGCGCUGGCCGGAGGUGGAGGUGGUGUCGAGGCUGAUGCGGCGGUUGAGGGGAUACCGAUGGGCGGCGGAGGCGGUUUCAGUGAGUUUGGCGAUAUGGGUAUGCCCCUGGGAGAGAUUGUGGGUCUGGCCCUAGGAGAGAGCGAGUCCCGUGGGGACAUCAGUGUGGGUAUGCAGGACUUAUUGGGACAGAUCAGCUUCGCGGACCCGAGUAGUUUCUCCCCUGCCAUGCGCUCAGAGGUGAUGUUGGGGGCAGAGGGGGAUGAGGACCGGACACCCCCUGGAGAGACAUCUGCAGAGAGGCUGGAUAGGCUUGAUAGUCGUCGAGCGUGCCUCAUGGCACAGAGGGACCCCAGGACGCAGGAGCUCGCCCGUCUUGCGGCCGAGGACCGACAGAGGCAGCUGGGGACAUUUACGUCAGCGUCUGUUGACGCAGGGCCAGCUGCCCACACGGAUACUCCGGCAGAGGUUCACGACACGACGCAGCGGGAGGCAGCUUCGGCAGAGGUUUCGAGUACGGGAGUGGAUGUCCAGCAGAGGACGCACGAGAGCGGGUUGGCACCGACAGAGGAGCCACAUUCGGAGCCAGCGCAGCAUCCUGCCGUGGAGCGGAGGCCAGAGGAGACAUUGAAGGAGGUCACGGGCGUGCCUCUGCCUGCGGGUUCAGUGGAGGGUGCCGUGCAUAUGUCCCCGGGUCUGGAGGACAUACCGACGGGGCAGUCAGUGGGCGUUGAUGAUAUUCGCCCAUCGGCACAGGCGGAGGGGAUAGCGCCGACCACCGGGGGGGACGGGGCCGUAGCGGGGACCGUUGGUGCUGGCGGGUCGGGGGUGCCGUCCGCGGCCGAUCCGAUGUCCACGUCUGGUGGGGGAGACCCCGCACAGGUGGACAGGCGUGAUGCGGACGGACAGGAGAUGCCACAGACUUUGGUGGUUCGCACUGCUGUGGGGCCAGUGGUGCCACAUCAGGCACCGUUUUUGGAGGGUUUUAGGCGGGGCUUACCUUCUGGAGGUUCCGUCGCAGCGGCAUCGGGCGGGGUCGCAGGGGACUUACCUUCUGGAGGUUUGGUCGCAGCGCCAUCUGGAGGCGCCGCAGGCCCUACGUCACCCUUGAGCGCAGCUCCGAGGGAGGGCGGCAGCCUCACCCCGAGGUCAGUUGCUCGUAGACGGAGAGACACUACUCAGCGUGCGCGGGAGUUGUUGGACACCAUAUUGUUCGGUCGCACAGAUCGACCAUGGAGUGAGACGAGGCGGGUGACGACGGCGAGUGUCGGUCGUCAGCCAGGUUUGAUAGGGGUUUCCACGAGCGCGAGACGUCGAGAUGUUGUAGCUGCAGGGUUUGGCGGUAGAGGGGGUGGCGGCGGUGGCAGUGGUGGUGACGGUGACGACAGACGUGAGGGUGCAGGCGGUGCCACGACGAGCGUAGUGGAUCCGCCGCGGACGUACGGUUUGAGAGAGGCAUCAAUUAUUUUGGAGGAGCUUGAUGUUGUUACACGACUGAGGCAGACCCGACACAUGCCCUUAGAUCGACGCCAGGAGGGGGAGACUUCAGGGACUGACGGUCUGCCUAUGGCACGCGAGGCACGCCGACGUGAUGACCUAGCAGCAGCAGCCACCAGGACGGUGAGAGGCAGGAGAGUCAUUAUGGACGACGAUCCCGACGAGCUUCCCGUCACUCCCAAGCCUCCCGCUGGCGGACGCGGCGGCCAGCGUCAGAGAGAUCGAGAAGGCGGCAGAGGUCGAUCCCACGGAGGAGUUUCUCAUCGGUCCCAGCGAGAUCCGCGUGCGCACGACGAUCGUUGACGGAUUAUGGACUUGCAUUUUCGUGACUUUCUCAGUGUACUUUAGUUUGUUGUUAUCCAUGACAGACGUAAUGUCUCGUGAGG